Molecule: messenger RNA, 1848 nt
Organism: Lucilia cuprina (Australian sheep blowfly)
Lineage: Eukaryota; Metazoa; Arthropoda; Insecta; Diptera; Calliphoridae
Exons: 2
Coding region: 822-1766 (314 amino acids)
Source: RefSeq, a predicted model, not a curated record
UUUUAACCAAAUUUAUUGUGUUCUUAAAAAAAAAUUAUUAAAAAUGUUGAGAAUUGUUAAGAAAAUUAAAAAUAUGCAAACUAAUCAAGAUUUACCAACGACAAAAACGCUAUUUCUAAAAGAAUUCGAAAAUAAACCAAAAAUUAUUUCAACAAAAUUUCAAACAAUGAAAAAUAACGAAAACUCUCUAGAGAACUAUGCAUGUUCUAGACGAGAAAAUACCUCAUUUAAUAAACAAUCCUCAGAAAAUAAUGAAAACUAUAUAAAAUCUAUAAUACAUAUGUUACAACAAACAUAUCCCAAAAACUUUGAUGCACCACACUAUCAAACUAAUACCUUAGUGGGUAAGCAAAGAAGAUCUUUUGCUGUAAAGCAGGAAACAAAUCAUGUCCAUAAAGUUCGUUCCAAGCCUAGUGUAACAUAUCAAAAGAAUACUUUAAAAAAAGUUCCUACCGUCAUAAAGUUAGUCAAAAGGCAAACUAAGGCAACUUCUACUUCAGACUUGAACAAUAAAGAUUGUGUUCUUAAGUCUAUUCUAAAAAAGGGAAAUGACAAAGUAAAAGUUGAAUAUGAUAUUAAUAAAUAUCUUGUUUAUAACAAGCAAAAUAAGGAACCAUUAGAAAACUCUUGCUUCGAAAGGCAAACAAAAGAAUUGUGUUUAGAAGAAGAUAAAGUUGUUGGUUUAUCGGAAAAACAUGAAAAGCGAAAAUUCCCAAAAAGAAAACAUUUACGCAAACAUAAUGAGCCAGAUAUUUUAAUGGAAAAUCUACGUAAUGCUGUUAUGCACAGUGUUCAAAUCCUGAUGAGCACACCUUGUCGUUAUGCGUCUGCAAAAAAUUAUCGAAAAUAAAGAGCAUACAUUAAGAAAAUUGCUCAAAGAAAUCGAACAAUAUGACAAGAAAAUACCCUCAAGUGUAAGAGAACAUAUUAAAGGAUCAGAAUGCUUUAAACGCAUCAAACAUAUAAUGGAACAGAUGAAUACUCACACUGAAAAAGAAUUGCUUAAAAAUCAGCAAUUUCGUAAAAAUUGCUAUAAAUAUCUUUUGAAAACAAUAAAAGAAAUAUAUGCAAAAAAUUCAAAAUCAGAAAGUAAUAUGGAAACUGUGGGGGAAAGAAUUAAAGAAUGUAGUAAAAAAUUGGCAGAUUUAAAAAGUCGCAAAAAAAACUCUGUUAGACGUUUAAAGGAAGAAGAAAAUACUUUAAAUAAAACAAUUCCAAGUUUGAAACUUCAUUGUUCUAAUAAACCUAGUGUUUUAUAUCAGAGGAAGAUAAUAAAAUCAAAACAUCAGGGAUCUUGCUUUAGAAAUGAUACAAGUAAAAAGCAAUUUAAAAAAAUGUCAAUAAAUCCAACAACGUAUGAAGAGCCAAACGUUAAGAUUAACAAAAAAUCCAAAAAUCCUUUAGAAUUAAAGAAAACAAAAACUUUUGUUACAAGUUUGGAUAAAUAUUGUGUUAAACCUAGUAGAUUACAGCCCAAGUCAACGUCAACCUCUAAGGAUUCUUUUAAAGCCAUAAAUAUACCCAGACGCUAUAGCGAACAAUAUCAUAACAGAUCGCUAAACAAUAAUAAUCUAUUUGGUCAGAUAUUUCAAUAUCAAGUACAUUCAUCUAUGCAGAAUAUGCGGUCGGGUCAAGAGGAACGUUUAAAUUAUUUAACAGCAAACGUACGCAAUGCUGUUAUGUUGGGUCAUACGAAGAACUCUUCGUAUGCGAAGAAGUUGGACAAUGUUAUUAAGAAUUUAGUUCAAUUAACAGAUAAACAUUAAGAAGCUUCUACAUCUUGGAUAAAUAACUUGGAAUAAAAAAGUGUUUGGGUACAAAAUUGUUUGUAAGGAAAAUAAAUGUAGU